Messenger RNA from Zophobas morio, 677 nucleotides. RefSeq lists its product as uncharacterized. Lineage: Eukaryota; Metazoa; Arthropoda; Insecta; Coleoptera; Tenebrionidae. Bases 40 to 405 code for a protein of 121 amino acids. The record is from RefSeq and is a predicted model, not a curated record. The transcript is spliced from 7 exons.
UAUUUGUAUUACUGCAUCGAAAAGCUUUUAGAAAAGUCAAUGAUCAUCUUCGUGGCCACUUGCGAAUCUUGUCAUAAAAUACAUCUUAUGUUGAACGAGCUGAACAUCUUAAGCACUCCUUUGCACUCAAAAAUUACUCAAUCUCAGAGAACUUCGUCGCUUGCACGCUUUCGAGGAGGGGCAGUGCCCAUCCUCGUUGCGACCGACGUGGCCAGCCGCGGGUUGGACAUUCCUCUCGUGGAUUGCGUAAUUAAUUUUGAUCUUCCUUUGAAGGAGGAUGAUUAUAUUCAUCGCGUGGGUAGGACAGCCCGAGCGGGGGGGUUAGGAAAGUCUUUGACGAUUGUAUCUCAGUUUGACGUUAAGCGCUUUUUGAAUAUUGAAAAAAGAAUUAGUUUAAAUUUAUAAAUUUAUAUUUUUUGCAACUAAUUUUCUUUUGAAUUAUGGAAGAGAAAAAAUGGAAGAAUUGGAUUUAAAUGAAGAUCUUGUUUUAAAAGGGUUGAAAAAAACUACGAAAGCGAUGCGCAUUGCUGAUUUGAAAAUGGAGGAUAGUGAGUUCGGAGCAAAACAGAAGAGAAAUGCGGAAAAGCAGAAAAUUUUGGAAAAAGGAAAAUCGCAAGCAAAAAAAAAUGAAGUGAAUAUUUUUUUCUUGUAGAAAUAGUGAUACUUUUUAAUUUAAU